Messenger RNA from Ctenopharyngodon idella (grass carp), 13613 nucleotides. RefSeq lists its product as uncharacterized. Lineage: Eukaryota; Metazoa; Chordata; Actinopteri; Cypriniformes; Xenocyprididae. The transcript has 77 exons. Bases 104 to 13120 code for a protein of 4338 amino acids. The record is from RefSeq and is a predicted model, not a curated record. Gene Ontology annotation, molecular function: protein binding.
UAUUUCCUGCGCUCUCUCUCUCUCUCUGAGUGGAUGCUGUGAGUGAGUGGACGGUGUCGGCGUGUGAGUGAGAGUGCUGCGGUACGAGUUAAGCUACUGUUAUAUGACAGAUGAAGGUUGUUCUGCUCUGACUUCAGCUCUGAAAUCAAACCCAUCACACCUGAGAGAGCUGAACCUGAGCGAGAAUAAACUAGGAGAUUCAGGAGUGAAAAACCUCAGUGAUCUACUGAUGAAUCCACAAUUCAAGCUGGAGAAACUACAUCUGAAUAGAUGCAGUAUUACAGAGAAACAGUGUCUCAUCCUGACUUCAGCUCUGAAAUCAAACCCAUCACACCUGAGAGAGCUGGACCUGAGCUGGAAUAUAAUCAAAAACACAGGAGUGAAGCACUUAUGUGAUGUACUGAAGGAUUCACACUGUAAACUGGAGAGAUUGAGUCUGAGUGGAUACAGUAUUACAGAGAAACAGUGUGUCAUCCUGACUUCAGCUCUGAAAUCAAACCCAUCACACCUGAGAGAGCUGAACCUGAGCGGGAAUAUAAUAGAAAACACAGGAGUGAAGCACUUAUGUAACGUACUGAAGGAUUCAGACUGUAAACUGGAGAGAUUGAGGUUAGGCUGCUGUGAUAUGACAGAAGAAGGUUGUUCUGCUCUGACUUCAGCUCUGAAAUCAAACCCAUCACACCUGAGAGAGCUGGACCUGAGCGUGAAUAAUCUAGGAGACUCUGGAGUGAAAAACCUCAGUGAUCUACUGAUGAACCCACAAUUCAAGCUGGAGAAACUAGAACUGAGUGGAUGCAGUAUUACAGAGAAACAGUGUGUCAUCCUGACUUCAGCUCUGAAAUCAAACCCAUCACACCUGAGAGAGCUGAACCUGAGCUGGAAUAUAAUAAAAAACACAGGAGUGAAGCACUUAUGUGACGUACUGAAGGAUUCACACUGUAAACUGGAGAGAUUGAGGUUAAGCUCCUGUUAUAUGACAGAUGAAGGUUGUUCUGCUCUGACUUCAGCUCUGAAAUCAAACCCGUCACACCUGAGAGAGCUGGACCUGAGCAGGAAUGAACUAGGAGACUCUGGAGUGAAAAACCUCAGUGAUCUACUGAUGAACCCACAAUUCAAGCUGGAGAAACUAGAACUCUCUAACUGCAGUGUAACAGAAGAAGGUUAUAAAGCUCUGGCUUCAGCUCUGAGAUCAAACCCUUCACACCUGAUAGAGCUGGAUCUCACAGGAAAUGAUCCUGGACAAUCAGGAGUGAAGGAGCUCGAUGAUUUACUACAGGAUCCAAACUGUCAACUGAAGACACUGAGGUGUUUGAGUCCUGCUGCAGAUGAAGCCUGUCAGUAUGUGAACAGAGUUGUGGGUAAAAACCCGUUACUCCUGAGAGAGCUGAAUCUGAGUGGACAUGAACUAGGAGAUUCAGGAGUGAAUCAGAUCUCUGCUCUACUGCAGGAUAAACACUGUCAACUCAACACACUGACGUUAAGCUGCUGUUAUAUGACAGAUGAAGGUUGUUCUGCUCUGACUUCAGCUCUGAAAUCAAACCCAUCACACCUGAGAGAGCUGAACCUGAGCGAGAAUAAACUAGGAGACUCUGGAGUGAAAAACCUCAGUGAUCUACUGAUGAACCCACAAUUCAAGCUGGAGAAACUAGAGUUAAGCUGCUGUUAUAUGACAGAUGAAGGUUGUUCUGCUCUGACUUCAGCUCUGAAAUCAAACCCAUCACACCUGAGAGAGCUGAACCUGAGCGAGAAUAAACUAGGAGACUCAGGAGUGAAAAACCUCAGUGAUCUACUGAUGAACCUACAAUUCAAGCUGGAGAAACUAGAUCUGAUUUACUGCAGUAUUACAGAGAAACAGUGUCUCAUCCUGACUUCAGCUCUGAAAUCAAACCCAUCACACCUGAGAGAGCUGAACCUGAGCUGGAAUAUACUAGGAAACACAGGAGUGAAGCACUUAUGUGACGUACUGAAGGAUUCACACUGUAAACUGGAGAGAUUGAGACUCUUUAACUGCAGUGUAACAGAAGAAGGUUAUAAAGCUCUGGCUUCAGCUCUGAGAUCAAACCCUUCACACCUGAUAGAGCUGGAUCUCACAGGAAAUGAUCCUGGACAAUCAGGAGUGAAGGAGCUCGAUGAUUUACUACAGGAUCCAAACUGUCAACUGAAGACACUGAGGUGUUUGAGUCCUGCUGCAGAUGAAGCCUGUCAGUAUGUGAGUGAAAUUGUGGGUAAAAACCCGUUACUCCUGAGAGAGCUGAAUCUGAGUGAACAUGAACUAGGAGACUCAGGAGUGAAUCAGAUCUCUGCUCUACUGCAGGAUAAACACUGUCGACUCAACACACUGACGUUAAGCUGCUGUGAUAUGACAGAUGAAGGUUGUUCUGCUCUGACUUCAGCUCUGAAAUCAAACCCGUCACACCUGAGAGAGCUGAACCUGAGCGAGAAUAAACUAGGAGACUCUGGAGUGAAAAACCUCAGUGAUCUACUGAUGAACCCACAAUUCAAGCUGGAGAAACUAGAUCUGAGUGGAUGCAGUAUUACAGAGAAACAGUGUCUCAUCCUGACUUCAGCUCUGAAAUCAAACCCAUCACACCUGAGAGAGCUGAACCUGAACAAGAAUAUAAUAGAAAACACAGGAGUGAAGCACUUAUGUGACGUACUGAAGGAUUCACACUGUAAACUGGAAGGAUUGAGGUUAAGAUACUGUUGUAUGACAGAUGAAGGUUGUUCUGCUCUGACUUCAGCUCUGAAAUCAAACCCAUCACACCUGAGAGAGCUGAACCUGAGCUGGAAUAAACUAGGAGACUCUGGAGUGAAAAACCUCAGUGAUCUACUGAUGAACCCACAAUUCAAGCUGGAGAAACUACAUCUGAGUGGAUACAGUUUUACAGAGGAACAGUGUUUCAUCCUGACUUCAGCUCUGAAAUCAAACCCGUCACACCUGAGAGAGCUGGACCUGAGCGUGAAUAUAAUAGAAAACACAGGAGUGAAGCACUUAUGUGACGUACUGAAGGAUUCACACUGUAAACUGGAGAGAUUGAGGUUAAGUGACUGUUAUAUGACAGAAGAAGGUUGUUCUGCUCUGACUUCAGCUCUGAAAUCAAACCCGUCACACCUGAGAGAGCUGAACCUGAGCAGGAAUAAUCUAGGAGACUCUGGAGUGAAAAACCUCAGUGAUCUACUGAUGAACCCACAAUUCAAGCUGGAGAAACUAGAUCUGAGUGUUUGCAGUAUUACAGAGAAACAGAGUCUCAUCCUGACUUCAGCUCUGAAAUCAAACCCAUCACACCUGAGAGAGCUGAACCUGAGCGAGAAUAAACUAGGAAACACAGGAGUGAAGCACUUAUGUGACGUACUGAAGGAUUCACACUGUAAACUGGAGAGAUUGAGUUUAAGCUGCUGUGAUAUGACAGAUGAAGGUUGUUCUGCUCUGACUUCAGCUCUGAAAUCAAACCCAUCACACCUGAGAGAGCUGAACCUGAGCUGGAAUAAACUAGGAGACUCUGGAGUGAAAAACCUCAGUGAUCUACUGAUGAACCCACAAUUCAAGCUGGAGAAAAUACAACUCUCUAACUGCAGUGUAACAGAAGAAGGUUAUAAAGCUCUGGCUUCAGCUCUGAGAUCAAACCCUUCACACCUGAUAGAGCUGGAUCUCACAGGAAAUGAUCCUGGACAAUCAGGAGUGAAGGAGCUCGAUGAUUUACUACAGGAUCCAAACUGUCAACUGAAGACACUGAGGUUUUUGAGUCCUGCUGCAGAAGAAGUCUGUCAGUAUGUGAACAGAGUUGUGGGUAAAAACCUGUUACUUCUGAGAGAGCUGAAUCUGAGUAAACAUGAACUAAGAGACACAGGAGUGAAUCAGCUCGCUGCUCUACUGCAGGAUAAACACUGUCGACUCAACACACUGACGUUAAGCUACUGUGAUAUGACAGAUGAAGGUUGUUCUGCUCUGACUUCAGCUCUGAAAUCAAACCCGUCACACCUGACAGAGCUGAACCUCAGUGGGAAUAUAAUAAUAAACACAGGAGUGAAGCACUUAUGUGACGUACUGAAGGAUUCACACUGUAAACUGGAGAGAUUGAGUUUAAGCUGCUGUUGUAUGACAGAAGAAGGUUGUUCUGCUCUGACUUCAGCUCUGAAAUCAAACCCAUCACACCUGAGAGAGCUGAACCUGAGCAGGAAUAAACUAGCAGUCUCUGGAGUGAAAAACCUCAGUGAUCUACUGAUGAACCCACAAUGCAAGCUGGAGAAACUACAUCUGAAUAGAUGCAGUAUUACAGAGAAACAGUGUCUCAUCCUGACUUCAGCUCUGAAAUCAAACCCAUCACACCUGAGAGAGCUGGACCUCAGUGAGAAUAAAAUAGGAAACACAGGAGUGAAGCGCUUAUGUGACAUACUGAAGGAUUCACACUGUAAACUGGAGAGAUUGAGUUUAAGCUACUGUGAUAUGACAGAAGAAGGUUGUUCUGCUCUGACUUCAGCUCUGAAAUCAAACCCAUCACACCUGAGAGAGCUGGACCUCAGUGUGAAUCAAAUAAAAAACACAGGAGUGAAGCAUUUAUGUGACGUACUGAAGGAUUCACACUGUAAACUGGAGAGAUUGAGGUUAAGCUGCUGUGAUAUGACAGAUAAAGGUUGUUCUGCUCUGACUUCAGCUCUGAAAUCAAACCCGUCACACCUGAGAGAGCUGAACCUGAGAUGGAAUAAACUAGGAGACUCUGGAGUGAAAAACCUCAGUGAUCUACUGAUGAACCCACAAUGCAAGCUGGAGAAACUAGAUCUGAAUAGAUGCAGUAUUACAGAGAAACAGUGUCUCAUCCUGACUUCAGCUCUGAAAUCAAACCCAUCACACCUGAGAGAGCUGGACCUGAGCAGGAAUGAACUAGGAGACUCUGGAGUGAAAAACCUCAGUGAUCUACUGAUGAACCCACAACUCAAGCUGGAGAAACUCGAUCUGAGUGAAUGCAGUAUUAAAGAGAAACAGUGUCUCAUCCUGACUUCAGCUCUGAAAUCAAACCCAUCACACCUGAGAGAGCUGGACCUCAGUGUGAAUGAACUAAAAAACGCAGGAGUGAAGCACUUAUGUGACGGACUGAAGGAUUCACACUGUAAACUGGAGAGAUUGAGGUUAAGAUAUUGUGAUUUGACAAAUGAAGGUUGUUCUGCUCUUACUUCAACUCUGAAAUCAAACCCAUCACACCUGAGAGAGCUGAACCUGAGCAGGAAUGAUCUAGGAGACUCUGGAGUGAAAAACCUCAGUGAUCUACUGAUGAACCCACAAUGCAAGCUGGAGAAACUACAUCUGAAUAGAUGCAGUAUUACAGAGAAACAGUGUCUCAUCCUGACUUCAGCUCUGAAAUCCAACCCGUCACACCUGGGAGAGCUGAACCUCAGUGUGAAUAAAAUAAAAAACACAGGAGUGAAGCACUUAUGUGACGUACUGAAGGAUUCACACUGUAAACUGGAGAGAUUGAGUUUAAGCUACUGUGAUAUGACAGACGAAGGUUGUUCUGAUGUGACUUCAGCUCUGAAAUCAAACCUGUCGCACCUGAGAGAGCUGAACCUGAGCUGGAAUAAACUAGGAGACUCUGGAGUGAAAAACCUCAGUGAUCUACUGAUGAACCCACAAUUCAAGCUGGAGAAACUACAUCUGAAUAGAUGCAGUAUUACAGAGGAACAGUGUGUCAUCCUGACUUCAGCUCUGAAAUCAAACCCGUCACACCUGAGAGAGCUGAACCUGAGCUGGAAUAUAAUAAAAAACACAGGAGUGAAGCACUUAUGUGACGUACUGAAGAAUUCACACUGUAAACUGGAGAGAUUGAGGUUAAGCUGCUGUUAUAUGACAGAUGAAGGUUGUUCUGCUCUGACUUCAGCUCUGAAAUCAAACCCAUCACACCUGAGAGAGCUGAACCUGAGCAGGAAUGAACUAGGAGACUCUGGAGUGAAAAACCUCAGUGAUCUACUGAUGAACCCACAAUUCAAGCUGGAGAAACUAGAUCUGAAUAGAUGCAGUAUUACAGAGAAACAGAGUCUCAUCCUGACUUCAGCUCUGAAAUCAAACCCAUCACACCUGAGAGAGCUGGACCUGAGCUGGAAUGAUCUAGGAGACUCAGGAGUGAAAAACCUCAGUGAUCUACUGAAGAACCCACAAUUCAAGCUGGAGAAACUACAACUCUCUAACUGCAGUGUAACAGAAGAAGGUUAUAAAGCUCUGGCUUCAGCUCUGAGAUCAAACCCUUCACACCUGAUAGAGCUGGAUCUCACAGGAAAUGAUCCUGGACAAUCAGGAGUGAAGGAGCUCGAUGAUUUACUACAGGAUCCAAACUGUCAACUGAAGACACUGAGGUUUUUGAGUCCUGCUGCAGAUGAAGCCUGUCAGUAUGUGAGUGGAAUUGUGGGUAAAAACCCGUUACUCCUGAGAGAGCUGAAUCUGAGUGAACAUAAACUAGGAGACACAGGAGUGAAUCAGAUCUCUGCUCUACUGCAGGAUAAACACUGUCGACUCAACACACUGACGUUAAGUGACUGUUGUAUGACAGAAGAAGGUUGUUCUGCUCUGACUUCAGCUCUGAAAUCAAACCCGUCACACCUGAGAGAGCUGAACCUGAGCUGGAAUGAACUAGGAGACUCUGGAGUGAAAAACCUCAGUGAUCUACUGAUGAACCCACAAUUCAAGCUGGAGAAACUAGAUCUGAGUGUUUGCAGUAUUACAGAGGAACAGUGUCUCAUCCUGACUUCAGCUCUGAAAUCAAACCCAUCACACCUGAGAGAGCUGGACCUGAGCAGGAAUAUAAUAGAAAACACAGGAGUGAAGCACUUAUGUGACGUACUGAAGGAUUCACACUGUAAACUGGAGAGAUUGAGGUUAAGAUACUGUGAUAUGACAGAAGAAGGUUGUUCUGCUCUGACUUCAGCUCUGAAAUCAAACCCAUCACACCUGAGAGAGCUGGACCUGAGCUGGAAUAAACUAGGAGACUCUGGAGUGAAAAACCUCAGUGAUGUACUGAUGAACCCACAAUUCAAGCUGGAGAAACUAGAACUCUCUAACUGCAGUGUAACAGAAGAAGGUUAUAAAGCUCUGGCUUCAGCUCUGAGAUCAAACCCUUCACACCUGAUAGAGCUGGAUCUCACAGGAAAUGAUCCUGGACAAUCAGGAGGGAAGGAGCUCGAUGAUUUACUACAGGAUCCAAACUGUCAACUGAAGACACUGAGGUUUUUGAGUCCUGCUGCAGAAGAAGCCUGUCAGUAUGUGAGUGGAAUUGUGGGUAAAAACCCGUUACUCCUGAGAGAGCUGAAUCUGAGUGAACGUAAACUAGAAGACACACGAGUGAAUCAGAUCUCUGCUCUACUGCAGGAUAAACACUGUCGACUCAACACACUGCCUCUGAGUGAAUGCAGUAUUACAGAGAAACAGUGUUUCAUCCUGACUUCAGCUCUGAAAUCAAACCCGUCACACCUGAGAGAGCUGAACCUGAGCUGGAAUAUAAUAGGAAACACAGGAGUGAAGCACUUAUGUGACGUACUGAAGGAUUCACACUGUAAACUGGAGAGAUUGAGGUUAAGUGACUGUUGUAUGACAGAAGAAGGUUGUUCUGCUCUGACUUCAGCUCUGAAAUCAAACCCAUCACACCUGAGAGAGCUGAACCUGAGCUGGAAUGAACUAGGAGACUCUGGAGUGAAAAACCUCAGUGAUCUACUGAUGAACCCACAAUUCAAGCUGGAGAAACUAGAUCUGAGUGGAUGCAGUAUUACAGAGGAACAGUGUGUCAUCCUGACUUCAGCUCUGAAAUCAAACCCGUCACACCUGAGAGAGCUGAACCUGAGCAGGAAUAUAAUAAAAAACACAGGAGUGAAGCACUUAUGUGACGUACUGAAGGAUUCACACUGUAAACUGGAGAGAUUGAGGUUAAGUGACUGUUGUAUGACAGAAGAAGGUUGUUCUGCUCUGACUUCAGCUCUGAAAUCAAACCCAUCACACCUGAGAGAGCUGAACCUGAGCUGGAAUGAACUAGGAGACUCUGGAGUGAAAAACCUCAGUGAUCUACUGAUGAACCCACAAUUCAAGCUGGAGAAACUAGAUCUGAGUGUUUGCAGUAUUACAGAGAAACAGUGUCUCAUCCUGACUUCAGCUCUAAAAUCAAACCCGUCACACCUGAGAGAGCUGAACCUGAGUGUGAAUAAAAUAAAAAACACAGGAGUGAAGCACUUAUGUGACGUACUGAAGGAUUCACACUGUAAACUGGAGAGAUUGAGGUUAAGCUCCUGUUAUAUGACAGAUGAAGGUUGUUCUGCUCUGACUUCAGCUCUGAAAUCAAACCCAUCACACCUGAGAGAGCUGAACCUGAGCAGGAAUGAACUAGGAGACUCUGGAGUGAAAAACCUCAGUGAUCUACUGAUGAACCCACAAUUCAAGCUGGAGAAACUACAUCUGUUUAGAUGCAGUAUUACAGAGAAACAGUGUCUCAUCCUGACUUCAGCUCUGAAAUCAAACCCGUCACACCUGAGAGAGCUGGACCUCAGUGUGAAUGAACUAGAAAACACAGGAGUGAAGCACUUAUGUGACAUACUGAAGGAUUCACACUGUAAACUGGAGAGAUUGAAGUUAAAAUACUGUUAUAUGACAGAUGAAGGUUGUUCUGCUCUGACUUCAGCUCUGAAAUCAAACCCAUCACACCUGAGAGAGCUGAACCUGAGCUGGAAUGAUCUAGGAGACUCUGGAGUGAAAAACCUCAGUGAUCUACUGAUGAACCCACAAUUCAAGCUGGAGAAACUAGUCCUGUAUAGAUGCAGUAUUACAGAGAAACAGUGUCUCAUCUUGACUUCAGCUCUGAAAUCAAACCCGUCACACCUGAGAGAGCUGAACCUGAACUGGAAUAUAAUAGAAAACACAGGAGUGAAGCACUUAUGUGACGUACUGAAGAAUUCACACUGUAAACUGGAGAGAUUGAGGUUAAGUGACUGUGAUAUGAGAGAUAAAGGUUGUUCUGCUCUGACUUCAGCUCUGAAAUCAAACCCAUCACACCUGAGAGAGCUGAACCUGAGCAGGAAUAAACUAGGAGACUCAGGAGUGAAAAACCUCAGUGAUCUACUGAAGAACCCACAAUUCAAGCUGGAGAAACUAGAUCUGAAUCAAUGCAGUAUUACAGAGAAACAGAGUCUCAUCCUGACUUCAGCUCUGAAAUCAAACCCAUCACACCUGAGAGAGCUGGACCUGAGCAGGAAUAUAAUAAAAAACACAGGAGUGAAGCACUUAUGUGACGUACUGAAGGAUUCACACUGUAAACUGGAGAGAUUGAGGUUAAGCUGCUGUUAUAUGACAGAUGAAGGUUGUUCUGCUCUGACUUCAGCUCUGAAAUCAAACCCAUCACACCUGAGAGAGCUGAACCUGAGCAGGAAUAAACUAGGAGACUCUGGAGUGAAAAACCUCAGUGAUCUACUGAUGAACCCACAAUUCAAGCUGGAGAAACUAGAUCUGAGUUACUGCAGUAUUACAGAGAAACAGUGUGUCAUCCUGACUUCAGCUCUGAAAUCAAACCCAUCACACCUGAGAGAGCUGAACCUGAGCUGGAAUAAACUAGGAGACUCAGGAGUGAAAAACCUCAGUGAUCUACUGAUGAACCCACAAUUCAAGCUGGAGAAACUAGAUCUGAGUGGAUGCAGUAUUACAGUGAAACAGUGUCUCAUCCUGACUUCAGCUCUGAAAUCAAACCCGUCACACCUGAGAGAGCUGGACCUGAGCGGGAAUAUAAUAGGAAACACAGGAGUGAAGCACUUAUGUGACGUACUGAAGGAUUCACACUGUAAACUGGAGAGAUUGAGGUUAAGUGACUGUUAUAUGACAGAUGAAGGUUGUUCUGCUCAGACUUCAGCUCUGAAAUCAAACCCGUCACACCUGAGAGAGCUGAACCUGAGCUGGAAUAAACUAGGAGCCUCUGGAGUGAAAAACCUUAGUGAUCUACUGAUGAACCCACAAUUCAAGCUGGAGAAACUAGAUCUGAAUAGAUGCAGAAUUACAGAGAAACAGUGUGUCAUCCUGACUUCAGCUCUGAAAUCAAACCCGUCACACCUGAGAGAGCUGAACCUGAGCGGGAAUAUAAUAGGAAACACAGGAGUGAAGCACUUAUGUGACGUACUGAAGGAUUCACACUGUAAACUGGAGACAUUGAGACUCUCUUACUGCAGUGUAACAGAAGAAGGUUAUAAAGCUCUGGCUUCAGCUCUGAGAUCAAACCCUUCACACCUGAUAGAGCUGGAUCUCACAGGAAAUGAUCCUGGACAAUCAGGAGUGAAGGAGCUCGAUGAUUUACUACAGGAUCCAAACUGUCAACUGAAGACACUGAGGUUUUUGAGUCCUGCUGCAGAUGAAGCCUGUCAGUAUGUGAACAGAGUUGUGGGUAAAAACCUGUUACUCCUGAGAGAGCUGAAUCUGAGUGAACAUGAACUAGGAGACUCAGGAGUGAAUCAGAUCUCUGCUCUACUGCAGGAUAAACACUGUCGACUCAACACACUGACUUUAAGCUGCUGUGAUAUAACAGAAGAAGGUUGUUCUGCUCUGACUUCAGCUCUGAAAUCAAACCCAUCACACCUGAGAGAGCUGAACCUGAGCAGGAAUAAACUAGGAGACUCUGGAGUGAAAAACCUCAGUGAUCUACUGAUGAACCCACAAUUCAAGCUGGAGAAACUAGAUCUGAGUGGAUGCAGUAUUACAGAGAAACAGUGUGUCAUCCUGACUUCAGCUCUGAAAUCAAACCCGUCACACCUGAGAGAGCUGAACCUGAGCGGGAAUAUAAUAGAAAACACAGGAGUGAAGCACUUAUGUGACGUACUGAAGGAUUCACACUGUAAACUGGAGAGAUUGAGGUUAAGCUCCUGUUAUUUGACAGAUGAAGGUUGUUCUGCUCUGACUUCAGCUCUGAAAUCAAACCCGUCACACCUGAGAGAGCUGGACCUGAGAGGGAAUGAACUAGGAGACUCUGGAGUGAAAAACCUCAGUGAUCUACUGAUGAACCCACAAUUCAAGCUGGAGAAACUACAUCUGAGUUACUGCAGUAUUACAGAGAAACAGUGUGUCACCCUGACUUCAGCUCUGAAAUCAAACCCGUCACACCUGAGAGAGCUGAACCUGAGCAGGAAUAAACUAGGAGACUCUGGAGUGAAAAACCUCAGUGAUCUACUGAUGAACCCACAAUUCAAGCUGGAGAAACUAGAUCUGAGUUACUGCAGAAUUACAGAGAAACCGUGUGUCAUCCUGACUUCAGCUCUGAAAUCAAACCCGUCACACCUGAGAGAGCUGGACCUGAGCGGGAAUAUAAUAAAAAACACAGGAGUGAAGCACUUAUGUGACGUACUGAAGGAUUCACACUGUAAACUGGAGAGAUUGAGGUUAAGAUACUGUGAUAUGACAGAUGAAGGUUGUUCUGCUCUGACUUCAGCUCUGAAAUCAAACCCAUCACACCUGAGAGAGCUGAACCUGAGCAGGAAUAAACUAGGAGACUCUGGAGUGAAAAACCUCAGUGAUCUACUGAUGAACCCACAAUUCAAGCUGGAGAAACUACAACUCUCUAACUGCAGUGUAACAGAAGAAGGUUAUAAAGCUCUGGCUUCAGCUCUGAGAUCAAACCCUUCACACCUGAUAGAGCUGGAUCUCACAGGAAAUGAUCCUGGACAAUCAGGAGUGAAGGAGCUCGAUGAUUUACUACAGGAUCCAAACUGUCAACUGAAGACACUGAGGUUUUUGAGUCCUGCUGCAGAUGAAGCCUGUCAGUAUGUGAGUGGAAUUGUGGGUAAAAACCCGUUACUCCUGAGAGAGCUGAAUCUGAGUGGACAUGAACUAGGAGACUCAGGAGUGAAUCAGAUCUCUGCUCUACUGCAGGAUAAACACUGUCGACUCAACACACUGACUUUAAGCUGCUGUUAUAUGACAGAUGAAGGUUGUUCUGCUCUGACUUCAGCUCUGAAAUCAAACCCGUCACACCUGAGAGAGCUGGACCUGAGCAGGAAUAAUCUAGGAGACUCUGGAGUGAAAAACCUCAGUGAUCUACUGAUGAACCCACAAUUCAAGCUGGAGAAACUAGAUCUGAGUGAAUGCAGUAUUACAGAGAAACAGUGUGUCAUCCUGACUUCAGCUCUGAAAUCAAACCCAUCACACCUGAGAGAGCUGAACCUGAGCGGGAAUAAACUAGGAGACUCUGGAGUGAAGCACUUAUGUGACGCACUGAAGGAUUCGCACUGUAAACUGGAGAGAUUGAGUUUAAGCUGCUGUUAUAUGACAGAUGAAGGUUGUUCUGCUCUGACUUCAGCUCUGAAAUCAAACCCAUCACACCUGAGAGAGCUGAACCUGAGCUGGAAUGAACUAGGAGACUCUGGAGUGAAAAACCUCAGUGAUCUACUGAUGAACCCACAAUUCAAGCUGGAGAAACUAGAUCUGAGUUACUGCAGUAUUACAGAGAAACAGUGUGUCAUCCUGACUUCAGCUCUGAAAUCAAACCCGUCACACCUGAGAGAGCUGGACCUGAGUGUGAAUAAAAUAAAAAACACAGGAGUGAAGCACUUAUGUGACGUACUGAAGGAUUCACACUGUAAACUGGAGAGAUUGAGGUUAAGUGACUGUGAUAUGACAGAUGAAGGUUGUUCUGCUCUGACUUCAGCUCUGAAAUUAAACCCAUCACACCUGAGAGAGCUGGACCUGAGCAAGAAUGAACUAGGAGACUCAGGAGUGAAAAACCUCAGUGAUCUACUGAAGAACCCACAAUUCAAGCUGGAGAAACUACAUCUGAGUGGAUACAGUAUUGCAGAGAAACAGUGUCUCAUCCUGACUUCAGCUCUGAAAUCAAACUCAUCACACCUGAGAGAGCUGAACCUGAGCUGGAAUAAAAUAAAAAACACAGGAGUGAAGCACUUAUGUGACGUACUGAAGGAUUCACACUGUAAACUGGAGAGAUUGAGUCUACAGCACUGUGGUAUUUCAGAUGUUUCUUCUUUAACUCAGUCUUUGACUAAAUCAAAAGCACUGCAGUUUUUAAAAGAUCUUGAUCUGAGUAACAAUAAGAUAGGAGACUCAAAGCAGCGGCUCAGUGACGUGCUACGAGACUCAAACUGUGACCUGAGAGUAGAUGAAGAUUAAUCACCAAACAUCCCUGAUGGAUCAUUUACAUCAGUUUAAAUCUGUGAAAUGAUCAUGAGAGGAUCAGUGACCAUCAGAUGAUCCACAGAAGAGUCUCUACUGCGUCUAUGAGGAGAAAUAAACGUGUGAUUAAUGUGUAAAUGUGUAAAAGCAGCAUGUGUGUUAGAAACAUGUGAUAUUGAAUGAUUAAACUCAUCCAUAAUGAUUAAAAUGUUUCUAAUCAUAAAUAUGAUUUAGUACAUAAAUGUAUCAUAUGAUAUAAAGUAAGUCUACAAUGUGAAAUUCGCAUGUUAAAAAAAAAGUUUUCAAACCUUUUUAUGCACAGAAUAUGUUUAUUUUUGCUAUUCUGUUUUAUUUUAUAAUAUUUUAUCUCUGUCUGUUGUUAAAGCACAGAUCUACAGUAUAUUGUGUUUGUUCUGUGGAUGGAGUCUCUUCUCCUCUACAGACCAACUAAACAUUUUUACCAGUUAACAGCAUUUUGUACCUUCACUUG